This is a messenger RNA of Suncus etruscus (white-toothed pygmy shrew), 5473 nucleotides long. It is a transcript of the gene EIF4G1, whose product is annotated as eukaryotic translation initiation factor 4 gamma 1. Gene Ontology annotation, cellular component: eukaryotic translation initiation factor 4F complex. Gene Ontology annotation, molecular function: protein binding; mRNA binding; translation initiation factor activity. The coding region runs from base 210 to 5036 and encodes 1608 amino acids. Lineage: Eukaryota; Metazoa; Chordata; Mammalia; Eulipotyphla; Soricidae. The record is from RefSeq and is a predicted model, not a curated record. The transcript is spliced from 34 exons.
GCGCCUGCGGAGAAGCGGCGGCCGCCGAGCGGGAGCCGUGCGGGGAGCCGGAAAUGGUUGUGGACGACGUCUGUGCGGCUGCGUGGGGCUCGGCCGCGCGGACUGAAGGAGACUGAAGGCCCUCGGAUGCCCAGGAGCUGUAGGCCGCGCCGUGGAUUUAUUCUUAACCGAGGGGGUGCUGGGGGGACCCUGAUGUGGCACCAAAUGAAAUGAACAAAGCUCCACAGCCCACAGGCCCCCCACCCGCCCCGUCCCCCGGACUCCCACAGCCAGCGUUUCCCCCGGGGCAGACAGCACCGGUGGUGUUCAGUACGCCACAAGCGACACAAAUGAACACGCCUUCUCAGCCCCGCCAGGGAGGAUUCAGGUCUCUGCAGCACUUCUACACUAGCCGGGCCCAGCCCCCGAGCAGUGCAGCCUCCCGUGUGCAGAGUGCAGCCCCCGCCCGCCCUGGCCCUGCUGCCCAUGUCUACCCUGCUGGAUCCCAAGUGAUGAUGAUCCCUUCCCAGAUCUCUUACCCAGCGUCCCAAGGGGCCUACUACAUCCCUGGACAGGGCCGUUCUACAUAUGUUGUCCCGACACAGCAGUAUCCCGUGCAGCCAGGAGCCCCAAGCUUUUAUCCGGGUGCAAGCCCUACAGAGUUUGGAACUUACGCUGGCGCCUACUACCCUGCUCAGGGUGUGCAGCAGUUCCCUGCUGGUGUGGCCCCUGCCCCGGUUUUGAUGAACCAACCCCCCCAGAUUGCUCCCAAGAGGGAGCGGAAGACGAUCCGAAUUCGAGACCCAAACCAAGGAGGGAAGGAUAUCACAGAGGAGAUCAUGUCUGGGGCCCGCACCGCCUCCACUCCGACCCCUCCUCAGACAGGAGGUGGUCUAGAGCCACAGGCUAAUGGGGAGACUCCCCAAGGUGCUGUCGUUGUCCGGCCAGAUGACCGGUCGCAGGGAGCCAUCAUCGGGGGCCGGCCUGGAAUGCCAGGCCCAGAACACAGCCCCUCUGAAUCCCAGCCUUCGUCACCUUCUCCCACUCCAUCACCACCCCCUGUCCUGGAGCCGGGGUCUGAGCCGAAUCUCCCUGUCCUCCCUCUUCCCAGUGAUUCUCUGACGACAGGGAUGAUCCAAGUGUCUGUAGAAGAAUCCAGCUCCGGGCCCCGUGAAGCCGGGGAGCCCUAUUGCCUCUCGCCAGAGCCCCCUCCCCUCGCUGAACCCAUACUGGAAGUAGAAGUGACACUUAGCAAGCCCAUUCCAGAAUCUGAGUUCUCUUCCAGUUCUCACCAGGUGCCCACUCCCCUGCCAUCUAACAAAGUGGAAAUUCUUCCUGAGCCUAAUGGCAUGGGCCCAUCUGAGGAUCUGGAACCGGAGGUGGAGACCACCGCCGAGCCCACCCCACUCCCUCCUCCAGUGGGCCCCUCAGAGUCACCCUUGCCUGUGGCUCCCACUGCCCAGCCCGAGGAACUGCUCAACGGAGCCCCCUCGCCACCAGCUGUGGACUUAAGCCCUGUCAGUGAGCCCAAGGAGCAGACCAAGGAGGUGGCCCCUGCACCAGCUGCUCCAUCCCCCACCACUGCCCUCACUGCGCCUCCAGUAGCCUCCCCUGCACAGGAGGAGGAAAUGGAAGAAGAGGAGGAGGAAGAGGAAGAAGACACAGGAGAAGCUGAGCAUGAGAAGGGAGGAGAGGAAGAGCUUCCCUUGGAGAGCACCCCUGCCCCAGUGCACCUGUCCCAGAAUUUGGAGGCCGCCACAGCCACCCAAGUGGCAGUAUCUGUGCCAAAGAGGAGACGGAAAAUGAAGGAGCUCAACAAGAAGGAGGCAGUUGGAGACCUCCUCGAUGCCUUCAAGGAGGUGGCAAAUCCCGGAGUGCCAGAGGUGGAAAACCAGCAGCCACCUGUGGGUUGCAAUCCUGGCCCAGAGCCAGAGGUUGGCAGUGCCCCACCUCAGCCUGAGGAGGCAGAGGAGACCUGGGAUGCCAAGGAAGACAAAAUCCACAAUGCUGAGAACAUCCACCCCGGGGAACAGAAGUACGAGUAUAAGUCAGACCAGUGGAAGCCUCUAAACCUUGAGGAAAAAAAACGCUAUGACCGCGACUUCCUGCUUGGCUUCCAGUUCAUCUUUGCUAGCUUGCAGAAGCCAGAGGGCCUGCCCCACAUCAGCGAUGUAGUGCUGGACAAGGCUAAUAAAACACCAUUGCGGCCGCUGGAUCCCACUCGACUUUCGGGUAUCAAUUGUGGCCCAGACUUUACUCCACCAUUUGCCAACCUUGGCCGAACAACUGUCAACACCCGUGGGCCCCCAAGGGGUGGGCCAGGUGGAGAGCUGCCCCGUGGGCCGCCUGGUCUGGGACCCCGACGCUCUCAACCAGGCCCUCGAAAGGAACCACGCAAGAUCAUUGCCACAGUGUUAAUGAGCGAAGAUAUAAAGCUGAACAAAGCUGAGAAGGCCUGGAAACCCAGCAGCAAGAGGACGGCAGCUGACAAGGACCGUGGGGAGGAGGAUGCUGAUGGCAACAAAACCCAGGACCUGUUCCGCAGGGUGCGCUCCAUCCUGAAUAAGCUCACGCCCCAGAUGUUCCAACAGCUGAUGAAGCAGGUGACACAGCUGGCCAUUGACACGGAGGAACGCCUCAAAGGAGUCAUCGAUCUCAUCUUCGAGAAGGCCAUUUCAGAGCCCAACUUCUCUGUGGCCUAUGCCAACAUGUGCCGCUGCCUCAUGACGCUGAAAGUGCCCACUACAGAAAAGCCAACCAUAACUGUGAAUUUCCGAAAACUCUUAUUGAAUCGAUGUCAGAAGGAGUUUGAAAAAGACAAAGAUGAUGAUGAGGUUUUUGAGAAGAAACAGAAAGAGAUGGAUGAAGCCGCUACGGCAGAGGAACGGGGACGGCUGAAAGAAGAGCUGGAAGAGGCUCGAGAUAUAGCCCGCCGGCGCUCAUUAGGGAAUAUCAAGUUUAUUGGAGAGCUGUUCAAGCUAAAGAUGUUAACAGAAGCUAUUAUGCAUGACUGUGUGGUUAAACUCCUGAAAAACCACGAUGAGGAGUCCCUAGAAUGUCUCUGCCGACUGCUCACCACCAUUGGCAAAGACCUGGACUUUGAAAAAGCCAAGCCCCGCAUGGAUCAGUAUUUCCAGCAGAUGGACAAAAUUAUUAAGGAAAAAAAGACUUCUUCCCGAAUCCGCUUUAUGCUACAAGAUGUGCUGGACCUACGACGGAACAACUGGGUACCACGUCGAGGAGACCAGGGUCCCAAGACCAUUGACCAGAUUCACAAGGAAGCUGAAAUGGAGGAGCACAGGGAGCACAUCAAAGUGCAGCAGCUCAUGGCCAAGGGCAGUGACAAGCGUCGGGGUGGCCCUCCAGGCCCACCUAUUAGCCGUGGUCUUCCCCUUGUGGAUGAUGGUGGCUGGAACACAGUCCCCAUCAGUAAAGGCAGUCGUCCAAUUGACGCCUCACGAAUUAGCAAGAUCACAAAACCUGGUUCCAUUGACUCCAGCAACCAGCUCUUUGCACCUGGAGGUCGAAUGAGCUGGGGCAAGGGUAGCAGCGGAGGCUCAGCAGCUAAGCCCUCGGAUGCAGCAUCAGAAUCUGCUCGGCCAGCUACUCUGAAUCGCUUCUCAGCUCUUCAACAAGCAGUACCCAUAGAGAGCACAGAUACCAGGCGGGUGGUCCAGAGGAGUAGCUUGAGCCGGGAACGAGGUGAGAAAGCUGGGGACCGAGGAGACCGCCUAGAGCGGAGUGAGCGAGGAGGUGACCGAGGGGACCGCCUUGGUCGUGCACGGACACCAGCCACCAAGCGAAGCUUCAGCAAAGAAGUAGAGGAGCGGAGUCGAGAGCGGCCCUCCCAGCCCGAGGGCCUGCGCAAAGCCGCUAGUCUCACAGAGGACCGGGACCGUGGACGGGAUACUGUGAAGCGAGAAGCUCCUCUUCCCCCCGUGAGCCCUCCAAAGGCUGCGCUGUCAGAGGAGGAGCUGGAGAAGAAAUCCAAGGCCAUCAUUGACGAAUAUCUCCAUCUCAACGACAUGAAGGAGGCAGUGCAGUGUGUGCAGGAGCUGGCCUCACCCUUUCUGCUUUUCGUCUUUGUGCGAUACGGUGUCGAGUCUACGCUGGAGCGCAGUGCCAUUGCUCGUGAGCAUAUGGGGCGACUGCUGCAUCAGCUGCUCUGUGCUGGGCAUCUCUCCACUGAUCAGUACUACCGAGGGCUCUUUGAAAUCCUAGAAUUGGCUGAAGAUAUGGAAAUUGACAUCCCCCACGUUUGGCUCUACCUAGCCGAACUAGUAACACCCAUGCUGCAGGAAGGUGGGGUGCCUAUGGGGGAGCUGUUCAGGGAGAUUACAAAACCGCUGAGACCCAUGGGCAAAGCUGCACCCCUGCUGCUGGAGAUCCUGGGGCUCCUGUGCAGAAGCAUGGGUCCCAAAAAGGUAGGAACGCUAUGGCGAGAAACUGGUCUCAGCUGGAAGGAAUUUCUGCCUGAAAGCCAGGAUGUCGGUGCAUUCAUUGCUGAACAGAAGGUGGAGUACACCCUGGGGGAGGAGCCCGAAGGCUCUGGCCCUAGACUGUUGCCCUCUGAGGAGCUGAACAAGCAGCUGGGGAAGCUGCUUCAGGAGGGCAGCACUGAUGAGCAGGUGUUCGACUGGAUAGAGGCCAAUCUGAGUGAGCAGCAGAUAGCAUCCAACGCACUAGUCCGAGCCCUCAUGAGAACUGUCUGCUAUUCUGCAAUUAACUUUGAGAAGACUCCCCCCACACUAGAGGUCCAAGUGCUGAGGGAACGAGCGAAGCUACUACAGAAAUACCUGUGUGAUGAGCAGAAGGAGCUGCAGGCACUCUAUGCCCUCCAGGCUCUUGUAGUGACCUUAGAUCAGCCCGCCAAUCUGCUUCGAAGUUUCUUUGACACGCUGUAUGAUGAGGACGUGCUGAAGGAGGAUGCCUUCUACAGCUGGGAGAGUAGCAAGGACCCGGCUGAACAGCAGGGCAAGGGCGUGGCCCUUAAGUCUGUCACAACCUUCUUCAAGUGGCUUCGUGAAACAGAGGAGGAGGAAUCUGACCACAACUGAAGUCGGGUGGGGCCGGGGCUCAGUGGGCGCCCCAUGGACACUCAAUGGCCCGGCCAGCUGCCCAGACUGCAGGGGUGGGGGUGGCAGUGGCAGCAGUAGGUGCCUGUAGUGGAAUGUGUCUGAGCUAAUAAAGUGGCUGAAGAGGCAGGAUGGCUUGGGACUGCCUGGUGCCUCCUCCAGGAUGCUGCCAGGUGUCCCUCUCCUCCCCUGGGACACAGAGAUAUAUUAUAUAUAAAGUCUUGAAAUUUGGUGUGUCUUGGGGGGGGGCAACACCGCCUGCCCCUGGGGUCCUUUUUUAUUUUCUGAAAAUCACUCAUGGGACUGCCGUCCUCGCUGCUGGGGGCAUAUGCCCCAGCCCCUGCACCACCCCUGCUGCUGCCUGGGCAGGGGGAAGGGGGGCACGGUGCCUGUAAUUAUUAAACAUGAAUUCAAUUAAA